Molecule: messenger RNA, 37716 nt
Organism: Porites lobata
Lineage: Eukaryota; Metazoa; Cnidaria; Anthozoa; Scleractinia; Poritidae
Source: the annotation of a GenBank genome assembly
ACAGCCAAUAGGAACUGUGCUGAGCUAUACAAAGCUGGCAAAACAAUCAGCGGUGUGUACACAAUCGACCCUGAUGGUGAAGGUGCCUUUGAUGUGUUCUGUGAUCAAAAAACAACCGGAGGGGGGUGGACAGUGUUUCAGAAGAGACUGGACGGCUCGGUUUAUUUCUACCGCUCCUGGGAUGACUACAAAAAUGGGUUCGGUGACCUGAAUGGCGAGUUCUGGCUUGGAUUGGACAAGAUUUACCGCCUGACGGAAAAGAAACACAACCGCCUUCGAGUUGAUCUGGAGGACUUUACAUUCAGCACUGCUUACGCUGAAUAUGACAUAUUUGAAGUUACAAACGAAACGACUAAAUACAAGCUCAGUCUAGGAAUGUACUCAGGUAUGGUGCUUGGAAUGUAUUUAAUUUUGAUGUUUAGUAUUUUGUCUUCGUGUCUUAAUUAUUCGUUCAAAGCUUGUUUGUUGGCGGUUUCUUGACUUCUUGCAAACUUGAAAACUCUAGGAAGUUUCAAAAGGAGCUCAGUUACUUUUCCAAACGUAGCUCCCCUCUUGUACUUCAAUACUAGAUUACAUUCAGGUAUUCUACUCCAAACAUUCCUGGUAAAAUGUCCUUGUAUGACUGCAGGAACUGCUGGUGACUCAUUAUCGGAGCAUCGUGGCCAUCCGUUUACCACUAAAGACCGAGAUCAUGAUGAAAAUGCCAAAUUCAACUGCGCUGCGUACUUCAAAGGAGCCUGGUGGUACACUAAUUGCCAUGCUUCAAACCUGAAUGGUUUGUACUACAACGGUUCACAUGCACAUAAAGGUCAAGGUAUCAUCUGGCAUACAUGGAAAGGAAAUCAAUACUCUGUCAAGAGAGCUGAGAUGAAAAUCAGACCGGCCAACUUUUAGGACUUUUACGGUACCCUAGGACGUCUUGUUUCCGUAUUAGGUUCCUAGUAACAAACAAAAUUUCAUGGUAAAAUAGCGCAUUUACUCGAAUAAGCGCCCCCCGAUUUAUUGCGGCUCUCAAAUAAUUUAAAGCGCCGCAUUUGGGACAAAAAUAGUUAAUAAGCGCCACCCCCAAAUACGCGGCGCGACACCAAUGCAAUCAAAACCAAAAGACGUUUCUGUUAUAAAAUAAAAUAAUAUCGGUUACUGAAAAGAAACAGUUCUUUGUCGCCCCCAACUUUAAAAUAAGAGCAGCCUCGAAUAAGCACCGCAUUUGAGACAUGAAAAUUUUAAUAAGCACCGUGGCGCUUAUUCGAGUAAAUACAGUAAUGUCAAAGGAAUCGGUGAUUAUAAAACAGCUUUAACCCAUUUUCAUUGCCAUCGGCAUAGUAACACAUCAGCAUGCGACGUCCGCUAAUGUAGGUUCAUCUCGAUUAGGGGUAGAAAUUGCAAAUUAAAGUCUUUCUGGGGGCGUUUCGGGCAGAAAGCCAAUGUUUAGAAACCCCAAAAAGGUAUCACUAAGCGUAGCGAAAUACCUCUAAUAGGGGCUAACAAAUGCCGUCAUACUGUGUUAGAGUAUGGCCUCCUUUUGAGGUCAAAUACAGUUUGAGCCGCGCCUAGAUUGGUCUCCAUUAGGGGGCUUAAUUCUAAUUUCCCGACGAGCACGCGCGUCAUUUUUACAGGAGAGCACCCCCUCCCCGUUUCGUUUGUUUACUAUUCACAUUUUUAAAAAAAGGUUUAAACAGUGCUCAAAAUCUUCAGAAACAUGUUCGCCGACUUUUUCCGUAUUUUGACUGGUAAUGACAAUUUUGCCUUGACAAACGACUUUGUAUGAUUUCGUGUUGAGUCGAGUUUAAGAUUACUCGUAUCGUAUAGGCGAAUCUUUGCUGACGUCAUUGUUUACAUUUUUCCUCAUUAGCAUACGACUUAACUCAAAGAAACCGUGGCUGUAUAUACGAACUAAAUUCAAAAGUUGAAAGAGCUGAUUAGCUUAAACAAUUUGUGCAAUUUUCAGCUUAUUAAAAGCAAAAUUGAAGGAAAUCAGUGAGAGGCAUCUAAAACUGCGAAAUUGCUGGGUGGCAAAAACGUUAAUGAGCCAUACAUUCUUUGUAAAAUUUCGAGUUUUUAAAAGAGAAUCUUUCCGAAACCAUUCGGUAUGUCGGGCUCAAAUUUUCACAUAUAACUGGAAUUGUUGUGCUCUUUCAGUAUUCUGGGGUUUUAUUUUAUUAACUUCAUCAGAUAAUGACAAAGAUUCGCCUAUUAGCGACAACCGUAAAGCAGCAAUUCAAGCUGCUUAUUUCUCUAUAAAAUAUUCAUACCGUAACGUUCAUUUGUUUUAAGGGCGACAAGGUGAGAAAAUUAUAGGCUGAAAAGGCUGAAAAAGCCACAGUGGAUGCUGAAGUUGUCGUCUCUUUGGAGCUCAAGAAAAAGUUGGCCAUCGCUGAAGGAAACGAUCCUAACGCGCUAGAAAAUAAGGGGAAAAAGAAAGGGUCAAAGACCUAAAAUAGAGGCUCUUUUAAAUUUCACUGUCAUUUUAAAAAACAUUGAAAACAUUUGGAGAACACUCAGUCAUUCAGUCUUUUGAUAAAGUGCCGAUGAGGGAAAUCGAGAGAACAACAACAACAACAACAGCAGUGAUGAAGCGCUAGCUCACCUUAAAUAUGAUACGCUGGGGCUUAGACGGGAGAUUCACGUGUUAAACCUUGUGAAGAAAUGUCUAAAUAAGCGCUGCCCGCAAUUUUUAAUGGACUACUUUUAUUUUAAUAGAGAUAUCGUACAUUGAAAAGCGCGCCAAAGUAAUCAUCUCCGUCUUCCCUCCAUCAAAUUAGAAUGUACGAAAAAAGCUUUUUAUUAUCAUGGACGUGACGUUUUUAAUCGUAAUUUGUAGUUUUUAUUAAUAGUUUGUAAUAAUUUUUAUCCUUUUUUAGGAUAUUUUUCUAUUAGCUUAGUUAGGACUAGUUUUAAGUAUUUUUAACAUAUUUUUAUCUUUCUUUUUUAUCUAGGGCGUCUAAGGAUAUCAGUUUUUGUAACUGUAGGAGUUACCCUAGCUAAAUAAAUGUAUCUUCUUCUUCGUUCUCUGUCUGAUAGAAAAAUGCAUUGGUCUAACCUCAAAAUCGAACGCAGAAGCAGUUUAGUCCAGUAGCCGAGGUCGGAAAAUUGUCGUUUCGUUCAACCCACGGGUCAGAAAAGGUCUGAUACCGGAUUUUGGUAGAUCAAGUCCUCCUGAUUAUUGCCUAAUAAUUUGUAAGGUCAAUUUGUGGUAUAGGUUUCGAGUAAAUGGCGAUCUUAUUUUACACACUUUACUGUCCAGUAUGAAAACGAGGCUGGAACCUGAAUCACCAUUUACCUCCUAAUUCUUUCUUAGAAAAUCCCUAAAAAAUGGUAACUAACUUAAUGUUCAACGACGUUGAGCUCUUUCUCAGUUGUGGUUAAUAUAGAAUACUCUUGUAAGGUUUUUCACAAGCAGCCAUCUUGGUGUGCGAGUUCGCAUGAAAUGAGGGCCAACUCAUAGCACAAACCUUCCUUCAAAUUGAUUUGUUGGGUGUUAAUGUGUAGCCGCCCAAAGAGGUCUUUGUCAGUGUUAUACAGUAUUGCAGCCUUAAUGCAGCCUUAACAUUCUCUCGGACAUGGUACUAAAUGUAUUUACCUUCAAGCUUGGAACAGGAUCCCAAAGAUUUACAGUAUUAGUGUUCAAAGAUUUUCGUCUGUUCUCGACCUUUUUCAUUACUGCUAACAAGGCCCUCUGUAACAUUUGAAGUCAGUUCUACGCCGGUAGCAAAGUUAACUAGAGACUCCAUUUCUUGGACGAAAGGGUUACUCAAUAAACCAGAAAAGGGAAAAAUAGUCAACAAGCUUCCUGACGUCUUCUUAAUCACGCUUCAGUCUCUUCGAUGUGGCCUUCUUGUGUUGUUACGUGGUCACUUUCUGUCAGAACCAUACAUCUUUUUCACAGUUAUGAGGCUCUUUGGUGAAUAGUUAGAAACAAUCUUUCUAGCGAUCGUGGACUUUGAGAUAUGCCAACACUCCCACCCUUUGACUUCGAGUCAGCUACGUAGAUUGCUCUAGGGUUGUGUCAGCUGAGACACGAGAAAAUGCCUGAUCGUUGCGGCUAAUGGAGUGAUUUUCGGCAACAAAUUCUUGAUACACUUUUGAGUGUUGUGACUCCAGUUGCUUCAUAUACCAGCAAGGUAAACUGGUAGCCAUCUUGCAUAGUUACAGGUCUGUCCAAUGAGAAAAAAUGCGGCGUCAUAGUUGCAAGGGCAGAUAUAUUAGAAGCAAGUGCCAAUUUGUAUGUUCGUUCUGCUUUGAUGAAUCGUAAAAUUGUACUAACCAUGCAUGAAACGAUACUGCCAACAAAUUGCAAACAUCUUUGACGGGGCUCUUGCGUGCGAUUUGGUGACAUCAAACAGAGAUGCCAGUAUCGUCAAGCUCUUUCUUUUAGUUGGUUAACUCUCUCUGAUACACUUCCCUCCUUCUAUACGACCUCAAACUAAUCAGCAAUAUUUUCAGAGAGACCCUCUUCUCAGGAGUCAACCCGUGUCUCCUUUUCAUGCUUUGGAACAGUCUACGUUCCUGAAGCAAUCCAUAAAUGCUGUAUUUUUCUCCUUUGAGUACGAAAAUAGACAAUUUCACGUAAUAGCAUGUAGCUUUUUUCUCAACGAUCUCUAAUUCCUAAUAAAAAAAAACUCUCCGUCUGUCACGUUCAUAGAGCGACUUUCUAUAUGACAAGUGCUAUAAAAGUGUCAAAAAAGUUUUUUUGAUCUAUCCUUUACUUGCAAAAAAUUAAUAAAGGAAAACAGCUAAUGCUAAACAAAGUACAGAUAUUUAAACUGGUUCUUUGAAAGAAAAAAGAAAAGCAAUCAAAGCGCGAUUUUCCUUUAUUUCAAGCAAAUAAUUUGUCCUUGUGCGAGUAACGCGAUCAGUCACGUGACAUUGGUGACUCGAAAAUAUAUAAUCAUCUCCUUUUUUACAUUGAACAUUGAGUAAGUUACCUUUUUUUAGCGAUUUUUAACAAAGAAUUAGCAGGUAAAUGGUGAUUCAGGUAUCAGGCUCGUUUUCAUGCUGGACCGUAAGGUAUGUGGCAUAAAAACGCGAUUUACUAGAAAGCUAUACCACAAAUCGACCUUACAAGUUAUUAGGCAAUUAUCAGUAGGUCAUGUUCUACCAAAAUCCGGUUUUCUGACCCGUGGGUUGAACGAAUUCUAAAGAACAAUUUUCCUACCUCGGCUACUGGACCAAACGGCCUGCUACAUUUGGUCGUUCACAUGUUUGCUUUGAAUAAAGAAAACUGUGGCUGUUUUAGGGCUUGCGCAAUACUCGUGUCCAGUGGCAUAGUAAAUUAGGGUUGGACCCAUAUCCAUUCACGUCUGAUGUCACAUAACUGUUAUCAGACGUUAUGUAACAUAACAUAUAAAAUCAGACAUCAGACGUGUAAUAACAGUUAUAUGACAGCAGAUGUCUGCUGUCAUAUAACUGUCAUCAGUUAUAUGACUGUUAUAACAGUUAUAUAACAGCAGAUGUCUGAUGUCAUAUAACUGUUAUCAGAUGUUAUGUAACAUAAAAUAUAAAAUCAGACAUCAGACGUGUGAUAACAGUUAUAUGACAGCAGACAUCAGCUGUCAUAUAACUGUUAUCAGACGUCUGAUUUUGUAUGUUAUGUUAUAUAACUGUUUUCAGACGUCUGAUGUUAUAUGUUAUGUAAUAUAACUGUCAUCAGAAGUCUGAUAACAGUUAUAUGAUGUCAGACGUCUGCUAACAGUUACAAAAAUCAGACGUCUGAUAACAGUUUUAUGACAUCAGCCGUCUGAUGUCACAUAACUGUUAUCAGACGUUAUGUAACAUAACAUAUAAAAUCAGACAUCAGACGUGUGAUGACAGUUAUAUGACAGCAGAUGUCUGCUGUCAUAUAACUGUUAUCACAGUUAACAGACGCUAACAGUUAUAACAUAAAACUGUGAAGAUGACUACCGCAUCUGUGAAGAUGACUACUCUAAAGAUGACUACCGCACAGGUUGUCGAAACGUCAGUCACUGUCAACAACAACAGUCCUAUUCAGGACUACGUUCACCAGGACGAUCAAACUCAACCUUUUAGUUACAACAUAACUGUUAUAUACUGUUAUAUAACUGUUAUAUAACAGUUAUAUAACUUUUAUAUAAGUGUUAUAUAGUGUCAUCAGUUAUAUGACUGUUAUAACAGUUAUAUGACAGCAGACGUCUGAUGUCAUAUAACUGUUAUCAGAUGUUAUGUAACAUAACAUAUAAAAUCAGUUAACAGACGUUAACAGUUAUAACAUAACUGUUAUAUAACUGUUAUAUACUGUUAUAUAACAGUUAUAUAACUGUUAUGUAACUGUUAUAUAACAGUUAUAUAACUGUCAUAUAACAGUUAUAACAGUUAUAUAUACAGUAUAUAUAUACUGUUAUAUACUGUUAUAUAUAACUGUUAUAUGACAGUUAUAUAACUGUUAUAUAACUGUUAUAACAGUUACAUAACUGUCAUAUAACAGUUAUAACAGUUAUAUAUAACAGUAUAUAUACUGUAUAUAACAUUAUUAUAUGUUAUGUUAAAUAACGUCUGAUAACAGUUAUGUGACAUCAGACGCGUCAGUUAUAUGACAGCAGAUGUCUGCUGUCAUAUAACUGUUAUCACAGGUCUGAUGUCUGACUUUAUAUUUUAUGUUACAUAACGUCUGAUAACAGUUAUAUGACAUCAGACGUCUGCUGUCAUAUAACUGUUAUAACGGUCACAAUGUUAGUCUUAAGGUUACUUGUAAUUUGGCGAAGUGUCAUGCUUUUAUCUUAAAAGUGAACAAUUUUGAUCGGUAACAGCAGGGCUAUAAAGCGUUUUAGAGUGCUUUCAGGUUAGACAAAUUAGUUUUUUUGUAACGAAAACCACGAUUUAGAGACCAUAUCGGAAUCAGUACCAAGUCAAUCUCGUGCCAGUAAACAAACACAGCCGCCAGUUGCCUUGAGUUAAAACAUUCUAUAUUGGCUGAUCGAACGACAUGUUCAAGCGCUGAAAAUGAUGCCCUAUUCAUAAUCGCAGCCGUUAGUCUUUAUGGUUGUGAAUUUUUAAGAGAAUAACUGAGCACAAAAUUUAUCAAGAAAGAAUGUUGUAUGUACUGAACAUUUUCCCCAAAAUUCAUGUGGCAGUAAAAACUUUCACGUAUUUUUAACAGCUUAUGAAUUCAAAGAAUUCCCCUAUUUUUUCUUGAAAAUGUUUCAGUGGGUCUCCCUACAUGAAAAUAUUUUUGGCUUGCUAAUAAGGUUAAAAAGUUGGCCUUAAUGAAACUACACCAUAUUCCCCAUAUAUGCCGGAUUAGCUAAGUUGAAAACCAACAGCAGUUUAAUUAAUCUUAAAAUAGUAUGCCCUAAAAGAUAUAGCGAUCAUAAAAGAGAGAUUUUAAAUUAUUUCUGAUGUGGAAACAAAGGUAUGAAAAACAAAAAAGAGAAAGAAGAAUAAAUUUUCGGUCAUAGAUGAUUCUAAUGAUUGGUCCGUCACUCGCAAGUCAGAGCAAACCUACCGAUCCCAAAUAUAGUGGAAUAACGUAGAAAAUACAGCGGAAAGAAACUUCGCACAGUAAGAUACUAGCUUAAAAUUAUGUUAAGUAAUGUAAUGGAGCCUGCAGUAAGCCCGGAAUAGUGGUAAAAGGUUGUGACUGUCUUUUUUAGAAACGCUCUUUUAAUUAAGGUAGAUAUAUUAAAACUCAGGAUUACUAGGAAAAAUUGUUCUCCCAAAACGAUCACUGUUUCCUCGAAAUUAGAUUGCAAUAUUUAAUUCGCAAUCCGACGUUUAAAAAAAUGGUAAAAUUAUCUCAGGCUUGUUGUCAUUUGUAAGGCACCAUAUUGAUUAAUAAAACUCACCUUUUUCAUACAUUAGGCCUUUCUUGGAGAUGGCUCGCUUCAUGGUACUGUUCCAAGAAGUUAAUCAUUUCCACAUCUUUUGAAGUUUUGGACUCGAGGUUCUCGACAGAACGCCGUAGAAAGUAGUUGUAGUCAGAGAUAAUAUGUUAAAAUAUAUUUAACGGUAUGAGGUUGUACAGUCAUAAAUAAUUCAGAAACUAUUUGUUUCAUUUAAGCAAAAAAUCAUCAUUCUUUGCCCAGCUUUGCUGGUGUCACUUUUUACAUAUUAAAUGACAAAUUGAAUAAUUGUAAGGAAGCAACAUCUUUUCGAUUCAGAAAAGUACAGAGUUUUUUUUGGUUCUACCUGUUUGAAUUGUUCUUUGUUUUUUGUUUUUUUUUUAACAAAAUUAAUCUAAAAGUUGCUAAAAAUUUGAGACUGGAUAACGUCUUUAACUUGAGAUCUAAUCGUGAAUAUUGUGAUAAUUAGGGAGAGAUUGGUGUGAUUGACUUCAGGUAAUUGCUUCUUCUAAUUCAUUAUACCUUAUUUUCUAGAAAAGUCUUUAUAAAAACUUCAGCUGACCAUCAAAAGGACGUUAAUUGGUCAAACCCAGCAGGAGUUCUUAAUUUCAGUAGCAAAUAUGUGUCAAGUAUGAGGAUUUGGCUUUGUAAUCUUUUGCCAUUGCUAAACGUGUUAAAUCACAUUUAAAAAAAUUUCGCGCGAUUUCUCUCAAGCUCUACUCAAAAUAAACAGCAAUGUCGCUCAAUAUUUAUUACACAAUGUAUGGUUUACUGACUCGUGUUACUGACAGAGCAAUAAUUUUUUUCUCAAUAUAAGACUUCAAAAAUAUGUCUGAGUUUGCCAUUAAGGCUCGGAAACAAUAAUAAUUCUUCUGUAAUAAUAGAAAUAUAAGGUCACCAGCUAUGUUUGAAUCGAUGAAUAAAGCGGGCAAAUUUCCUUGAUUAUUUUUUUGCGAGAUUGAGAUUAUUAUUAUAUUAUUAUUAUUCAUGACUUAUUUUAACUUUGCAUUUACAUAAGCUCCUAGCAGUUCGGAACGAUCGCAGACACAAGGCUUUAUUUUUAUUAAUCUUAUUGGACUAUUUAUGUUUUUCUUUCCACUUAAGAGCCAUUAUCUGAGAAAAUCGAGAAUCGCAAGACACUCGUCAAAAAAUCGAAUUUUUUUUUAUUUUGCCAAAACAUUCCUUUUAGUGACCUUAUUUAAGGAAAAAUAGUUUUGGGUUCAAACGAUUCAUUUUAAAGGAGAAAUUAAAAAAAGUUUGAAAAAUCGAUUUUAUGCUCGUUUUUCGCACAAAACACAGCAGGAUGCAAUGGCAACUUCGAGAGAAGGGUGAACGCGUAAGAAACAUUCCCUGACAUUGAAACUUCACCGAAUUAUUAUUUUGUUCUUACUCUUGAAAAUCCUAAAAGAAAAUUUGAUAAACAAUGCUUUACAUUUUUAUAAUCGACAAGUGUAAAGAGGUCAUUUUUGUGACGUUAGACGUGCUAGAAAAUGAAGGCCAACUUUGACUAUUAAAAAAGGCCUCUGGUAUAUGCCGCUUGAUCAUAAAAUUAAUAUAAAAUGGAACCUUGGCUUUUGUACUAACUUACCGGAAAGUUUUAGCUCUGGAAAUCAAAUAUCAUCCUGACACCAAAGUAAGCGGUGAGAGUAAUUGAAUUGGGAAAUUUAUGCAAAUUAGACGGCUUGCGGACGGUUGUCAAACUAAAAGAAAGGUUUUACAUGAAAGGAUUACUCACCAUUGCUUGUAACACGUUUUUACGGCAAGGAAAGUUAUUUCCAACUUCUGUUGCGUCGUUUUUAGUCACAAAAUAUAUAAUUUUUAGCCAAAAGACAAACGUACGUUUGCUCAGCAACUGCGUCCGAAUCCGGCCGUGAAUCGAAAUAAAGUCACAACACGUCGAAGCAAGAGUUACAAGAGUUUUUACUUCAGUCAGGAGGCAAAAGGAAUAAAAAUUCAUCGCAAACUAAUGACUUCGAUUUUGAAAACCUUUCAUCACUUCAAUCGUUCGUCGGCUGAUAAUAAACAUAGCAUAAGAUCGUAUGACCUUUGGUCACACGCUUUAGUCACGUCAGCAUGCUGUCACGAAAUUUUCGUAGCUGUUGUCAGCAAUUUUAAUACAGUUUCGUCAUUUUUUGACAAGAAAUCCUCUCAUCGCAGUAGAAACAGCCAUGCAUAUUUAUUUUUCUUUUAUUUACCUACUAGGCUUGGAAACAGCUUUUUUGCCUUCGAAGUACUAAACAGGAGGGGUACCUCGGAUUCCAAGUGUCGUGAGUGAUCCGUGGAAGCGAAAAUUAAGACCAAAAAAGAACGAAUAUUUUGAAUACUUAAGUAAAGCCACAGCUAAAAAAAAAAUUUGUUCAAAAUAUUUUCAAACCAAGAAAGAAACAUACUUCGAUCAUCCCCGUGACUUGGAAUCUGGCCAGAGUACCCCCUCCCCCUCCCCUCCUCCCCUAUGCCGGGUCAAAAUACUAAGUUCCCCCGGCCCAAUGUCCCAUAGUCAAGGGAGUAUACUCUCUUGCUGUAGUAAAGAACUUGCAGAAUAAUACCAAUUCUCCGAGGCCGACGGAUUCAACGCUAUAGUUUACUUUGGUUUUGCUUGUUGAUUUUUUCGCUAUUUGCUCACGAUCAGGAGCCUAUAACCCCAACCACGACCAAAUUAUGAAACCUGUUAUUACCAGAAAAAAACACAAAGAAACAGUCAGUCAGAUAGACAGUACAUAAUUAAAAAGACCUCGACUAAGAUUAAAAAAAAUCAAUACAUGACACUGUCGAAUACGAAAACCCAGAAACCAUUAAUUAACCAUUAAGCUGCUUUUGUCCACAACUCGCCGGUAGAGGUGCGCGGAAACUAGUGAUUGUGAAAUGGCUUCAAACUAUGAUCCUAUACUGUUGGAAUAUUACUUAUCACAGAAAGCUACACCUGAUUUCUUCUAGCAUACCCAAUCCUCUUGGUUCGUGUGGACAAAGUAGCUCAUCCCGGCUAUUUGCACCAUGCUACCAUAGUCUCUUUAGAUUCCCAAGCCUAGCUCGCAAGCAGACCUUCCUGUCCCACGAACGUUGGGUAGGAUUGUAGGACAAGCCAAAAGAAAGUGAAGGCUAUAGGCUCUCGCGGUGAUGCAAGGAAGGUCGAGUAUUAUAUUCCCCUAUCCUGGUCGCCCAGGGUAAGUCUGCGGAGGAGUGUGACUGAGGGGCUGUAUGUUCGAAAAGUUGACUAACGCCCCCGGGACUAACGCUUUCCCCUGGAUAAAUCUAUAUCCAAUAAGUAACACAAUUGCUUCUUCUUAUUCGCUUGAUAGUGAUUUCAUGUUGUUCAACGUUUGAACAACAGGGCCCUAAGUAUUGUGUUUCGUCUUGCACUAAAAACCCAUAAACCUUAUAAAUUUCACUAUGAGACUUCAGCACCUCCCUUGAAUGAUCCAUUUCGCUAAACGGGACCUCAAAACAACGAUUCUGUGUAUCCUAAGGGAGUGUAUACUAUACUUUCCUGGCUCUCGUCACUCACAGUGAGGUGAUGGUGGCUUAUACUCUAAUAGACCUAACACAGUCGAACCUCCAUGUGCGACCGCCAAUCCAAAAGACCAAAUUUUCCCAGUCAAAGCCUUACAGUUGGAACCUCCAGUAAACGACCACCUUCUGUAAGUGACUGCGACCACUUUUUGGGCGUCACGGUUAAUUGUUUUCCAUAAGCGACCAGUUGACGCAUUCUCAGCUCUCUAUUUUUGCUGUGUGCACUAUGUUCCUUAGAAAAUAUGAAGACCUUUAGUGACAUCGUGGAACUACACAUAUCCUAACUUAGUAGAUGUAAGCAACAAAGUGAAGAUUCUGUUGUGAUUCUAGACUAUUCUAUAUCUCACUCACCUUGUCAAAAGAGGUAAAAGAUAAUAUUUUGCCAGGAAUUUGUUACACCGCCAUUUAAUAGAAUGUGCCUGGACCUCUUCUCGGAAUAGACCCCAUGUGGUCCGAUUCUUCUAAACGACCACCUCCCGUUAGGGACCACUAAGUCUUUGCAUUUUUGGUGGUCGCUUACUGGAGGUACGACUGUAUUACUUUGACCUAUCGGAGGCUUACCGAUAAUAAAGGGGAUCUGGAAGGGGGCAUGGAUGCGACAAUCACAUGCAAGGUCGCUUACUUAAAAUAGUGGACAUCUAACUGACAAUCAAAGUUUGUGCUUAUUAUUGGGGUUAUCUGGUGUUUACUCACCUCCCAAGCUACCCUGGGUGAGCCAACGUUUGCUCCAUUUCCUUACAAAACUUGGUAAACCAUUUACAUGAGAAACAAAAGGUUGGUUCGGAUAGACACCUUACUACCAGUAGUGGGCGGGUUGAGGGCUUCUGGAAGUCAGCCCUCCACUGAGCCGGUAGUGGUGGCCUCACCCUUUUAGCCCGGCUAAUAUUUCUCCACUUUGGCUCGCCCAGCUAGCUGGGACAACACGGUCAAGGCUAGACAAAGACAGCAUGCGCAAGCACUGUUGACUCGGACAAAGUGGUCAGUUUUUUCCUCAUAUAAACGCUCGCAAAAGUUGGCUCGGCUGGGAGGUUGACCUUCUCUCCGGCACAGCUUUUCUCCAUCCAUGGGUUCCAAACAGUCUUUAAGCAGUCACGUUUGAAAUUUAUAGGAAAAUGAUGUAAAUAAUAAUAAAAAAUACACUUUUUUCACAGCCUGUCAAUGCCUAGAAGGUGUCUAUAAAAGAAAUCAACUGCAGAACAGGAGUCAAUUUCAGUUUUUUGCGCUUUUCACGCUAGCACUGCGAAGCGGACUCGGGGCGCGAGACACGCGCGAUGCAUGGGGAACAAAGAAAUUAAAAAAUAAAUAAAUAAAUAAAGCAGGCCUGAUUUUAUUUCGAUGAGUCUAUUUUUUGUCGAAAGCAAACGUGAAAAAUCGUAUUAAAAUUCGUGACAGUAUGCUAACGUAACUUAAACGUGUGAUCGAUUUCCGGUCACACGCCAAAGGUCAUACGAUCUUGUGCGAUGUUUAUUAUCAGCCGGCGAACGACUGAAGUGAUGAAAGGUUUUCAAAAUCGAAGUCAUUAGUUUGCGAUGAAUUUUCAAUCUUUUGGCCUCCUGACUGAAGUAAAAACUCUUGCAACUCUUACUUCUAAAGGACCGCAGUGACGUGCUGUGACUUCAUUUCGAUUCACGGCCGGAUUCUGGCGCAGUCGCUGAGCAAACGUACGUUUGUCUUUUCGACCUUUUGGCUUAAAAUUAUGGAUUUUGUCACUCAAACCGACGCAACAGAAGUUGGAAGUAACUUUCCUUGCCGUAAAAACGUGUUACAAGCAAUGGUGAGUAAUCCUUUCAUGUAAAACCUUUCUUUUAGUUUGACAACCGUCCGCAAGCCGUCUAAUUUGCAUAAAUUUCCCAAUUCAAUUACUCUCACCGCUUACUUUGGUGUCAGGAUGAUAUUUGAUUUCCAGAGCUAAAACUUUCCAGUAAGUUAGUACAAAAGCCAUGCAAGGUUCCAUUUUAUAUUGAUUUUAUGAUCAAGCGGCAUAUACCAGAGGCCUUUUUUAAUAGUCAAAGUUGGCCUUCGUUUUCUAGCAUGUCUAACGUCACAAAUAUGACCUCUUUAGACUUGUCGAUUAUAAAAAUACAAGACAUUGUUUUUCAAAUUUUCUUUUAAGGUUUUCAAGAGUAAGAACAAAAUAAUAAUUCGGUGAAGUUUCAAUGUCAGGGAAUGUUUCUUACGCGUUCACCCUUCUCUCGAAGUUGCCAUUGCAUCCUGCCGUGUUUUGUUCGAAAAACAGGAAUAAAAUCGAUUUUUCAAACUUUUUUUAAUUUCUCCUUUAAAAUGAAUCGUUUGAACCCAAAACUAUUUUUCCUUAAAUAAGGUCACUAAAAGGGAUGUUUUGGCAAAAUAAAAAAAAAUUCGAUUUUUUGACGAGUGUCUUGCGAUUCUCGAUUUUCUCAGAAAAUGGCUCUUAAAACCUGGAAAAUAUGUUUGAGUUUGCUGUAAAUGCUCGGAGACAAACUCGUUAUUUAUUUCCGCAAUAAUGGUAAUAUAAGAUCAUCAGUUAUGACUUGGAUCGAUGAAUUGAGCAGACAUCUUUUAUAUCGUUGAAUUGUUUUAUUUUAUUCUUAUUUUAUAAAUUUGCAUUGAUUUAAUGUCCUUGUAAUUCGAAAUGAUCGCAAACACAAGGCUAGGCGAGGUGCUUCGUUAAUAAAAAUAAUUAUCGCUACACAACUUUGAAUUUAAGAGUUGCGAGUAGAUUCCUAUAUAUUCCAGAGAUUCACGAACGAUGUCACAAAAUAACGUAAUGAAAUGAAAACUUUAAGCUGGCUUUAAUUCGUUCCCUUUAAUUUUUAACAUUUUUACUAUAUAAAGUACCACAAUCCUAAGUGAAUUACGAUUGUGUCAGAACAAAGCACGCCGUUAAUACUAGCGAAUCACCGGGCGUAAAAAGAGACCUCAUGUAGUCGCUAAAUCUAUUUACAAAGAGCUGUCACUACAAUCCUCAAUUUUUAACGAUCCUGUCAACGUGGAUUUGAGUUCUUGAACUAAAUACAUAUGAUUAUUUCUAUAGUGAUUUUAUUUCAUCGCAUUAUGCGAAUAUGUAAUCGUUGUUCAAUUUGGACAACUGUAGUUAGAUUUUUCUAAACGUUUACUUGGCCUAUUUCGCUUUCCAUUCGCUAUUUAUUACUUGGUGCACUUCUCCUUUGAGUGUUUAGCCUAAGGCUUGCAGUCAAGGUAAACAGCUCAAAAAAUCGGCUACCAAAGGUUUGCUUAUUUUGCACUGGCCCCUUUCAAUAUUCUUCCCUUAACCCAAUAAGGAGCCAGUGGUCUCUGCAAUCACCGGUCAGAAUGCAGAAUAUUACCAGAGCAGCAUCCUAAAGGGGUGUAAUUCAGGAAGCAGUCUGUCUUUACUUUCGGGAGUGAUUUCAUGGUUAUCAUGCUGAUGCUUGGCGGGGGGGGGCGUGGUUGUUAGUACUUGCGAAACAAACAACGAACAAUUUUUAAUACAAAAUCAUUCUGACCUGGAGUUCUGAUUUCUUUGCUCUCACUGGAUAUAUUGGGUCUCUCAACUUACAGAGAGAAUAUUAUCAGGGCAAUCAAAUCAAGACUUAUUUGUUUGAGCGCCUCGAGACAGAAAGAAUUGCAGCAUCAACCAGAAAAAAGGCCGAACGUGAAAAAAGUAGCUUUCCGAUUUGGCAGAUUCAAAUCAACUCCGCCUAUCAUGUGGAUUUAUUUUUUACAAGUUCUACCUUUUGGGAAUUUAAAAGUGCACGAAUAAUGAGUUCGAAUUUUUAAAAUUGCCAAAUAUACUGCAGAUUGAAAAGAAAAACAGACCUCUUGGUCAAUCGCAAAUUAAAGUUAUUUCCGAAAAGGUGCAAAAAAAAAAAAAUCAACUAAUCUGCAAAAUUAAACUCCCGCAAAAAAGUGUCACUUGGAAACGCAUUAAUGAAGCUACUUUCUGUUUCAUUUGUUUUUGUUUUUAAUUUUUCUCCUAGCAAAAUAAUUUCCAAAGCAUAUCCUCAGUGAGUUUUUAGAACGUCUGUAUCGAGCAACUUAAAACUCGUUUUUAAAAACGUGAAGGGCGGAGUUCGGAAUCGAAAAUAAUUUAUAUAAUAUUUCAAUUAUUUGGCCAGCUCCCGUCUAUCUGCGAAGCAGCAACCAAACAUACUUCUCUACAUGAAAAGAUGAUUAAUUAUUACAAAUCAGAAAAAAACAAGCUUCUUCUUAAGAAGCCUUCAUAAAGUUUUUACCUAUGUCAACACCGCUUUGCGUAAAACUGUGAAAAUGGAACGAAGGCCAGAAAAAUGACUCUGUUGAGGGUGCGGCAUAUUGCUUGAAAAUGAGUUUCUGUAGAAAAACCCUCAUUAAACAAGACCGAUUCACAAAAAACCGAGAGGAAAAUUUGUGUAACAGAAGACCUCUAGUGUAACAGUAGCUUAGCUUUUAUUUUAUUUUUUUUAUUUUAUUAGCUUCGCCAAAAAACAAACAAACAGACAAACAGAAAGAACGUUGGCAGGGACACCGCAACAGCUGUGGCCAAUUACAGCGGGCCCGGAUACUAAUAAAAAAAAAUAAAAACAAGAAAUGUUAAAAAGCACAGCGAUACAAGAAAAACUACAGCUACAUACAACAAGUUAUUAGAGUUAUUAGAGCCGUUAUUACACGAGCACAAUUACAUCUUGUAAUGGUCUGCGUAAGAACUAGGCAGGCAGAACGCAAAAUCGAUUAAAAGGUGUUAACUUUUAAUUUUUAAUAUCAAUUAAAUGGUGGGUUCUGAUUGGCUGAAAUCCGAAAAUCGACGAAAAAACAAAGAAAAACGUGACAAAAACAACUUUUUUUAGCUUUAUUUUCCCCAUUCUCCUGUCUUUUACCUCACGGCCAAGUUUAAGCAUUGUUCUGUGCGCCAAUCAAAAGUUAGAGCGGAAAACGUGCAACACGCUCGUGACAUUGUUGUGAACCAUCUUGGAUGCGGCAUUUGAGAUGUGAGGAAAUUUGUCUUUUGCCCGAAGAAAUGUCGUCAAUUUCAUCGCUGAAAUCUACGUAUUUCCCUUUAUCGAUUGUUUAUUGCUUUUAUUCAAUGUAUUUUAUCAUCGGAGUGAUCGUGAAAUUCCUACUGAAGCAGCGUUUGCAGCUGUCCUCAACAUGUCGUCGAGUGGCCAUGUGGUCAAGUAGGACCGAAGCAGUUGUUUAUGUUGUCAGGAGGAGAUCGCUGUGAUUCAGUGAUUAUUCAGAGAAAUUGUGGAGAAUAGCUGGGCAAAAAGAGUGGAAGCGAAAGAUUUGUUCUUUAUAUAGAAAUAAAUUAAAUUUCUUAAAGCGAUGUGAAGCCGCCUGAUUUGAGCUCGAGGUAAGCUAAAGCCAAUAAAUUUUCGCAUCACCGCAUGAUGUGACUGUGUAGUUAUUUUGUCCUUUUCGAAACUUCAGAAUUUUGUGUAUCUUUACUCUUCUAUAAUUCGAUUUGUUUUCAAUCUAGGCUGUUUCGUCGAGCUAAGUGCAACUUAAGACGAACGAAUUGAAAUUUGUGAUUGUAAUUUCGCAACAGUUGUAAGACGGCAGCCGCUUUAAUACAAAUGUAGCUCUCACCAGUUUUGAGUGUUACCUGGUACGAAAGAUCAUGUAAGUUUGACUGUAACUGUUUCCUUUACUUUUUCUAAGAAUGAAAGUAGGUUUUGCGGAGAUAUUUAGACUAAAAAUAUAUCUACCAUGCAAGACUGCCGAGAGAGCUUCUUCUGAAACCGAAUUCUCCGAACAUCCAUGAAUUUUUUUUCUGUAUUAUUCAAAUGCGGGCCAUUAGGAUAACCCUCCGACGUGAUUUUAUCAAAUUGUUGUUCUUUAUGGUGGCAAAAUAAAAAUGCGCGACUUUGGCGUGUUCGCCAUGUGAGCUUGGAUUACUGCUGUUUCCGAUCACAGUUUUGACAUUUCCUUUGUGAGAGCCGAGGUAGCUGUCUUUCAGAAGGUCGCCGAUUGAUGUAUUCCUGUGCCAUUUUCAUGUAAUUUUAUAUCAGUUUAACUUUGCUCGGGUUUGGUGCAUAGAAAUCCUCUAAAUUUUAGAUAUGUUAUAGUUUUCAACCUAUCAAAGCAGUAGACAAAAUUAAAAGUGGUUUGAAUGACUCUUUUGCUAUCUUAAUUCAUUUCUAAAAUUCAAAUUUCGCGCUUUUCGCUCUAUUGACCAAUCAGAGCAUUCAAAUUUAAUUUGAUUAGAGAAAUUAGCACCUAAAAAAUAACUGCCGCUAUUGCACUGGCCUAUUGUUCUUUUGCCUAGUUCUUACACGGACCAUUACAAAAACAGGUAGACUUUGAACGAACGUGGGUCUUCACAAUCAUAGGAAACAGCUAAUGCGGACUUAUAAUAAUUAAAAACAACCGAUUUAAAGGAAGCUAAGGUCGAUGAGCUCAAAUCUAGUUUAUCCACUAAACAAUUCCAAAUUCUACUAGUUCUAAUGAGAAAGGAUUUUUGGUACGUACUUGUUUUACAUUUCUUAAUUAUGUAUUUAUUAACAUUGCUGGUUGAGGAUCUAGUGCGUCUACCGUAUUUGAGAACUUCAGGUAGGACAGAGGGGUUCACGUUAACAAGACCGUGUGUCAAUUUGAAAAAAAAAAGUUAGAUCUAAAAGUUCAUGCCAGUAACAAAUAGGUAUUAGGUUUUAGAGUUUGUAAACGAGACUUAUAACUUAUAUUAGAAGAAUAAGCUAGGCAGUUUUAAGAUAAACUUAGUCGUGCGUCUUUGGAUACGCUCAAGCUUGACAAUGAGCUCAAUGGACUGUGGGGCCCAAAUUUGGGUGGCGUAUCCCAAAUGUGGCCUAACUAAGGCUAGGUAUAGUGUUCGUCUUACUUCGGUUCUAAGUAUGAACCUCGUGCUCCUCUUUGAGUAUCCAAGCAGUUUAUUAGCUCAAAAAGAUUGUUCGUUUACUUGUUUUUACCAUGCCACAUCCUUAUUAAUCCAAAUGUCCAGAUCUUUUUCUGCAGGAUAUAAUUCAGGUGCGGUGUUGUUGAGUUUGUAAGAGGAUAAGAUCGGCUUUGUUUUCCUUGUAAUGUGCUGCGCCUUACACUUAGCUUCGUUAAAAAGGAGACCGGAUGAUUGAGACCAAGUUGCAAGCUUCCCCAGGUCUUCCCGGAGAGAAGAGGCAUCCCCCAAAGUCUUUAUCUCUCUGAAUAUUUUUGUGUCGUCAGCGAUCAUCAAUACUCGACCGCUAGAACUGAUGACUUCCGGAAGGUCGUUGACGUAUAAGAGGAAGAGGGCUGGUCCGAGUAUGGAACCCUGAGGUACUCCAGAGGUAACAGGAAGAUCCCCUGAAGUGGCGCCGAGAACCGUAACGCGUUGGCGUCGACUUGACAGGUAGGAGAAGAACCAGUUAAGCAGGUUUCCACCGAAACCGGCCUGGAUUAGCUUAUGGACGAGGCCUCUGUGACUGACUUUGUCGAAAGCUUUUGACAUAUCGAGGUAGAUGGUACCAACCUGGCUGCCACUAUCUAAGAGUGAACCAAUGUGGUCAAGAGCCUCAAGCAGGUUGGUGACGCACGAUCUUCCAGUACAAAAACCAUGCUGUUUCGGUGAAAUUACCUGGUACAGGUGAUCCUUGAUGCUAUUCAACACACAACGCUCAAAGACCUUGGACACUAUUGGGAGUAGAGAGACGGGGCGGUAAUUUUCCACGUGGUCUUUUGCACCCUUUUUUGGACAGGCACGACGUUAGCUAGUUUCCAAUCACUCGGGAGAUACCCUAGUUGCAGUGAUUUGUUAAAGAUCUUGAUCUAAAAAAAACGGGCCUCUGAAGGUGUCUGCAAUUCACUGUCACUCUCUGAGCUGUCUGCUAUAGCAGAGUCGACCAGAGUCAACGCACGCCGAUUGUUUCGCGCAGUUCACCGUAUUUUUUGAUUUAUUUUGUUUUCCUUAGUUUUUUUUUAAUUUAAGGAAAUUUAGUCUUUUUUUGUCGUUGUUGUCCGAACAACGUUAUGAGGGCACGUGUUUUGCUAAGAAAUGUUUUAGUAACACAAUUUAUAAAUCCAAGUCGUGUUUUUUUUUGUUUUUGUUAUUGUCUACAAGUUUUUCUAUCCGCAUUUUUCCAUCCGCGUCCGCCAUCCGCAGGUAUCCGGUCCUCGUUUUACAGACACCCGUCGCGAAUAUAAUUAUUCAUUAAAAAAAGAUACAGUUUAGGUUUAGUGGAAGUUUCCACAUAAAAAAAAAGAAUAAUUGGAAAAAUUGUACCCUUAACUAAGUCGUUUGAGUACCUUUUUGAAAAUAUUCUCUUUCAUAAAGGCGACUGGCAAUUUAAUUCGCUGAGCAUCACUUCAACAUGGCUCAAAAUUCAGUAUUUCUUACCUAUUACGUAAUUCUGGUAGAUCGUUUGCCUUUCAACUUAAAAGCAAAAAAAACUCUACCUCUCAUCAUUGUUUUAUGACACCUUAGAUUAGAAUGAGAAGAUCGCUGGCCUAAAAAAUAAGCGAUAUUAAGACGCAAAUUACGCAUCAACUGUCAUCGCAGCUACCGUAAAGUCAUAACCCAGAAGGUUACCAAUUGUUCGGAUAAACAUUGCACAGAAAAGCCUCAUCAUCGUAAAAUCGAUCUGAUAAGCCCCUUUCAAACGGACGCAACAUUGUUGGAUUUCCGUUUGCCCACCCUAUUGCAUGUUGUUGCUUGUAGUUGAGAGUUGUUGCGCAACAUUUGAGGGUUCAUGUGUGCAACAUUUGAGACCGGUCAAACUUUUGAGCCAUGACUCCCAACUUUUUUUUUGUUCCUUGAUCGCAGAAGCGUGGCGCAAAAAUGUGCACAGCUCUUCCAACAUUGUUGGGGCCACGCACGAUGCACUUCCCACGACACACUGCACGACGAUUUUUAGCGCAACACAGCGUUGCAAUAUUGGAACAUUGUUAUCUCUGCUGUAUAUUAUAUUUGCCAAACUGUUCAAGCAAACUGUCGUUCCGAAUCUUUGCUGAUGCCACUAAUAUAUUUUAUGCAAGUAAUAAUCUGCAUAACCUUGACUCUGUCAUGAAUGAAGAAUUUAAGUCAGUAGUUAAGUACCAUGCCAUUAACAAAUUAUCUAUAAACUUUUCAAAGACAAAUUACAUCCUAGUCUCAUCCUCAAGGUUAAGUGAAGGUACAAAUGUAAAUAACAUCAAGAUUAGAAGCCAAAUAAAGUCCCUGGGCGUGUAUAUAGAUCAACACUUAAACUGGGGACCUCAGAUUAAGCAUAUUAAAAAUAAAUUAGCAAAACAUAUAGGAAUUAUUACCAAAUUAUGACACUAUGUAAAUCUUCAUACAAUGAAACAACUGUAUUACUCUUUGAUAUAUCCAUAUUUAACUUAUGCUAACACAGCUGGGGAAGUGCUUGCAAAACUAACCUGAAUAGGAUCAGGACUAAGCAAAAUAAAUGCAUUUGUUCAAUUUUUUUUGGCACACAGUAGAGAGAAAGUUUCGUCUUACUAUAAUUUAUUGGAUAUCCUCAAAUUUGAUAACAUUUUCAAACUUAAAGUAGCAUUCUUUGGACAUAAAACCAUUAACGAUCCAACAGGCAUCCAAACAAUAUUCUCUGGAAGUCCACCUCUAGCUUCUGACUGCCAUAGUAAUUAUACUAGAUUUGUUUCUAAUCUUAACUUCCAAGGGCCACAAUAAACAGUAACUAUGGAGCUUCCACUUUUUCUUUCAUUGCGUCGAAAAUAUGGGAGACUAUUCCACUGGAGCUUAAAAAACUAUAUGUCACUACCGCUUCAAUCUCUAAACACUUCAAGUUAUAUCUGCUUAAUAGGCCAUUUGCACGAUGACAUCAUUUUACUACUACGACCAGAAUCUAUCAGGGGUUUUGCUUUCUUGUGCUAAUUAGGGCUUUUGUUAUUCAAACCUCACUGGGAUUAAAAAAUUUAAAUAUGAAAGGAAAAACGAAAAGGAUUCUGGUCGUAGUAGUAAAAUGACGCCAUCGAACAAAUGGCCUAUUCGCAAUCUGUUUCCUAGAAUACAUUGAUUUAGUUGACUUUAGUUUAACCACUUUUAGCCAUGUUUUGUUGUUGUUGUUGAUUUUUUUGGUUGUUGUUUUUGUUGUUGUCAGUGUUCUUUGUUUUCUUUUGGUUUUUUGUUUAAUACACGUCAAUAUUGUUACUUUAGCACUUUUUUCUCUUUGUAUAAUUAUUUUUCACUAGGCUUAUUGUUUAUGCCAGCUAGCUUAACCUGGCAGUGACCAAUCCGGAAGCAUUUAUUUAGCUAAUUUGGUCAGUGUGCACAUCUUAAUUCCUUAAUUUCUUGUUAUCUUUAUUUCUGACAUUGUUCCACAAUGUACUUACACAAAUUAUUAUACUACUACAUGAGAAAUUUCUGCAAUUUGAUUGGCUUAGAGCAGUGGUAUUUCAGCUUAAUUUGAAAUACCUACAUGAGAAAACUACAAACCUUUUGUGGGUAGUAGUAUAAACAAAUAAUAGCAUGAUUUGUACGUGAUAUUUGGCAUAAAUACCACUUGUGAUAUAAUAAUAUAAAAUUGUCUCAAAUUUCACUCGCCUAACGGCUCGUUAAAUUUCGUAUAACAAUUUUGAAAUAUCACUUGUGAUAUUUAUGCCAAAUAUCACUACAAAUCAUGCUAUUACCUAUACAAAUUCCAAUGUAAUCGAUAUGUAAAUAGUGCAAAAACAAUAAAAUGUGAAAAAAAAAAUCUGAAAUCUAGCCUGUUCCUGCUUUCUUAUUUCGCGCCGCAUUCCAUUUUCCGAACGCCGGGAACAGGCUGAGCAAUGUUGUAACAAUGAUGCAAAGCUGUGUUGCGCUAAAAAUCGUCGUUGCGAAUAGUCUCGUGUAACAUCACUUUGCACGUGCAUCACACUUUUUUGUACAUUUCUUUGCCGUCAUGUCACUGCACGACUACGACGUGAAAAUGCCUAAAUUCACGCUUUAUGGAGGACGUAAACAAGCGAUGACGAAUUUUUCUUUGAUUCUCUUUUUAACCUGAGUGGGGUCCCCUAGAAAUCAACUCCAUGUAGGGAAAUUGGCCUACAUUUGACAUUUUCAGCGAACUCACUAAAACGCGACAAAGUUUGAAAAAACACGAGUUCAUUUUAAAAGUAACGUUUCGUUGCCGUCGCCGUCAUCGAUGCUAAUUAUUAGGGACUUUAACAUCCAACUGACGACGCGAUAGCAAGGAGAACGUCUCUUAAAAAGUUAAAUUGCGCUCUUUUAGUCUUAAUCGCGAUUAUUCCUACCCACUUACGUUGCCAAAUGUAAGUGAACCCUCCUGAAGUUGAAUUCCUACGGACCAUAUCAAAGUUCAGAAGGAGAAAUAAAUAAAGUGUCCUCGUUGCCGUGUUGAGGUACUCCGUAAAACGCGAAAUUAGGCAUUUUCAUUUCGUAGUCGUGCAAAAUUGCAAAAACGGGCAAAGAAAUGUACAAAAAAACGUGAUGCACGUGCAAAAGUGUUGUUUUGCUUAUAAAGCUUACUGUUUUUUUGGACGUUCUCUUUGCCGUCGGCGUUGCUGAAUCUUAAUCUACAACAAUUUCUAUGACGUUUUUUAAAUCUAUAGAAAGGUCGCCAAAUUUAUAUAUAGUGUUGCAUUUUGUUGACAAUAUCAAUAAUUAAGGAAGCACUUUGUAGAACAGCACUCUCUUGAGCUCUCGAAAGUUGUAUUGAGUUUGAGAGUGUGUGUCCUCUUGUACAAAUAUUGGUAGUUUAUUCAGUGUUAUACAAAGUAGAUAUCGCACGCAAUAUUUUCACCGAAAUUCUUUUCCCUGAUCUUAUUUGUGACGAUUUUGUCUAUAAGCCUUGAUGAAUUUUGCUGAAACACCCUUGCCGGCCAGUCGGUAAACCCUGCCACGGGUCUUUAUAUUUUCCAACGUUUGACUGGGGCCAGUUAGCGAAAAUUCGUCAAGGACGCCUUCUAAAAAAAGUAAAGGUACCAAUUUUAAAAGUGAUUUGUUGAAAAUUAACAAAGUUAUAGCUCCAAAGCGGAAUUUUACAGACAUUUGCCCCCCACCAACCUCCCUAAAUUGUCGCUGCGACUUUGUGGAAUAAUAUCUUCGCUCGCUUCAGACGUAUCACCUGAUAGUUUCCUAAUUAUUAGGAGCUCUUCCCAGCGGUGCACUAUUUUUAUCAAAGUUGACAAAAAACAAAAUGGCGGUCUAUUGUUAGGAGAAGAGUGGCGCCAUGCAUAGUGGUCGACUGGGUGCAACUUCACAAUAAGCUAAAAAAACGUACCACCAGCUAGAAUUAACAAUUAAUGAAUUAACAAUUAGAAUUAACAAUUAAUGAAUGAGGCUGAGUAUCUUAUGAAGAAUUAUGGAGAUUGAGGAGGGUGUUAUCCGUUGAGGCUGUAGGCCGAGGCGGAUAACACCCUCCGAGAUCUCCAUAAUUCUUCAUAUGAUACGAAAGCCAAAUUCAAUAAUUGUUUUAUUGAAAUUUGCAGUCAUCAGUAACUGGUUAUGGUGAAUUAAACGUGUGCUUUUCGCCAAUCAGAAUCGGGAAAAUAUUUUGAAUGAAUUAUAAUACCAGUUAAGAGAGGGUAAAGGCCCUCUCUUUUUAAUAAUAAAGAGCCCUGAAGUAUCAAAGAAAUCCUUACACCACUAAGGAAGAAGAGGAGGACCGAAGUUAUGGAACAGCCCUGCGUACGUAGGAAAAUAUGUAAACCAGCGGUGGAAGGACUUUCAGAUUGCACCUACUUUAUAUCAGAUAUUCAGGAGUUGGGAGAACAUCCCGGACAUUGUUACACGUACAACACGUUCAACACGUUACACGUACAAAACAACACGUACAGGAAACAAAAGUUUCAAGAGAGCGUUGAUGAAAUUAAUUGCUUAGUAGGUUCGAAUGAUCAAGAACAGUUGCUCACGUACUAUGUGGUUGCUCCCAAAUGGCACAGACAACUUUCAAGGACAGCCGUGAUCGAAUGCUAUAUAGGACCAUUGUACCAUUUAGCACCUCUCUACCGUGGUUUAAGCAUAGCGACCCAGUUCCGUGUACGGAGAAUAAUAAAGCGAAAGUCUUUUGGGUUAUUCCAUGGCAUCUGGAAGAAAAACAUAGAAGGGACUAUUUGUCAGGGGCACCCAACGAUAUGGUCUCCUCCUAAAUACAUUGAAAACUCCUUUUAGGCUAUCCAGAGUACCCUUAGAUCUCUUAGAUCUCGUCCUAGCGGAACUUGAGUCUUACAAGGGCUAUAUUAUUUUCCCGAAACUUUUAGCUGCAAUUGAACGUUUUACGAAAGUGAGAAUUGUUCUUAUUCCUCUCUUGAUCACAUUCUUGAAUCCGAAAAGUUUAGGUUUCACUUUUUCUACGAAAAUUAUAGCCUAACAUGGGUAUUAAAAUGAGAAAAAAUUAAACUUCAGAAAAUCGUAGGGAAUUUAUUAGAUAAGCUUCGAACAUUGUACCUGAAUGGAACGGUCAUCUAGAAAUUUCUAACCGUCCUCAAGCAAUAGAAUAUUCUAGGCAAUAUUUGCUUCUCCGAACCGAUAUUGUACAGAAAACAGUCGUUGGGUGCCCCUACGUGCCAGGAGAAAAGCUGAAAUCGAACCUACGCGAUUCUAUAACAAUUAAUUAUUUGACAAAAGUAAGUUGAUGACAGGAAAUUCUAUAAGUAACGAAAUUGGGAUUUAAAGUGAUUUACCUUCACGCAUACUUUUGAUAAAAAUUAGAAAGAAAUAUACGAUUUAUUUCUGCCUAAAAACAUCCCUUCAAUGUCGGACCAUGUCGGAUGUCGGUUAAUGUUUUUCCUGUCGGUAAUCGGUAAAUUUCCCUCAUUAUCGAGCAUUUUAGUGACUUUCUUUUUGGUGGGAGGGGAGACCGAGCAGUUUAGUGGGAAAAAAUGAAGCAUUAUGAUGGAGCAUUUUAGUGGGGAAACAAAAGCAUAAUGUACAAAGCCUACAGAAGGCCUCACAGGAAUGGCUGUAACCAAGUUGCAACCACAGUAAACAAGCGACAUAAACCGGAAACAAUUGUAUAGAGCUUCGUGCUAUUUUCAGACCCUUCGUGCUAUUAAUGACCAACGAGCUUCGUGCUAUUUUCAGACCCUUCGUGCUGUUAAUGACCAACGUUCACCAAUCGUACGAUCGGGCGUUUUCACGAAUUGUAUUUUGUGUAAUUACAUUGGACAUACGCCGGAAAUUACGAAUUUCGAUCCAAUACAAAAGCGACAAAAGAUAUUAAGGCAAACAGUCGGACCUGAGUCAGUCGAGGAGAAGGAUCGCCUGAGUUUGUCAGAUCUGAGGUCUUACACCGCUGUAGGUUUCUUCACACCCAAUGAAGGAUGGCGGCAACUAAUAGUACUUUCAGAGCAGAUCCCAGCGAUGAAAAUCUCUAUAAUCACAUAGAGUUGUUUAAUAGACAGUCUAUACAAGGCGAAGCCCCAGCAGCAAUCCAAACUCACCAAGAGGAAGCAGCAUACCAGACUUAUGGAGGGAAUGCCAUACCACAAGAAGAAAGGAAGAUUAUUGCGAGAAGUCGCCGUGAGAGGUCAUUCGCUAUGAUAGCUGUUCUAGUCUUAUCCUUCUUGGCAAUGGUUGCUGCAUCGAUCUGUUUAGCCAUGAUGAUGAUAUCUACUGACGGUAAUUUUUUUCUUUAUUUUUUAUUGCAUUGAUUGUGGCUGAUUCUUGUAAUACAUGUUUUUAAACCCGUUGGUCUGGAUUGAUCAAGCCAUCUUGCACUUUAUUUCACUGUACGCCGGAGGAUGGUGCUGGUCGCCCCACGUAAAGGAACCCAGUUUUCGGGAUCUGCGAUAUUUUUGAGUGCGGAAUCCGAAAUACAGCUCCAUGAAUACGGAAUCCCACUAGCAAUUGGAAUUCAGAACCCAAACUUGUUCCACUGACGAAGAAUCGGAAUCCAGUACCUUGAAUCCGGAAUCCACGGCGUGGAAUCUAGAAUCCAAGACUUUCUUGGAUUACCUUACAUAGGGCGAUAUUGGCCAUCUCUCGUUCCCUUUUACCAGGGCAUUUGGCAUGUUUUAGGAUUUAAAUCACAUUAUUUUUAGGCCACAGGCACUUGGGAGACCGGAAAUCACAUGAUCUCUAACUCUUCCCUGAAUGAAUCUAGUGAGAUGGGUGAUAUUUGACUCAUUUUCAUUUAUUUGUUUGUUGCAACGGUACGUUAAUAAGUCCCAAAAGGGCGAAUCAACGCUCUCUGUAUCUGUCUGACUUCUACUUAUUGGUGCUUACAUGACGAAGUUAAUGUUAAUUGUGGUACGGACGGGGAGGGGAGGGGAGGGGAGGGGCUCUCAUAUAAAAGUAACGGGGAUCGGCUUGUCGGAGAUUUGGAAUUAAAGGGACCAAUCUGAACGUGGCAGCGGAUUUAUUUAAACCCCAGGAGGCUAUACUUCAACACAGUAUGACUCCUUUUUGUACUUAUAUAUUUCUUCACGCGCAAUCCUUAAGCGAUACCUUUUUUAGGGGCGAAAAUGUUGGCGUUUCGCCCUCAACACCUAAGUAAGACCAAAAUCUACAAUUUCCACCCGUAAGCAAGAUGAUGGGCAUCCGCGUCACUUUUCUAUAGGAGUCUCUCCCCCGCCUCGUCCCCCGAGACUAUUUAUGGUGUUGUUUUAAGAACCGGGUUGCUGUCGCUUAAUUCCUCUUCUAGAUUUUAUGAUCGACCAGUCUUUGUAUGGCUUUGUAGGUGCCAGUUCCGUUUAUAUUGAAUACUUCAUCAAUCUGACCCAACCUCCGUUUUCCAGUUGCAGAUAAAACAUACCGUAACAUUCCGAAAAUAAGCCCCGGGGCUUAUAUUUUUCAAAGGUCCUUUUUGAGGGGCUUAUAUACGGCAAAUUUGCGUUUCAAAAUCGGCUAGGCUUAUUGCUGGUUUUCAGUGUCAUGCCAUUCAAAAUAGAUAAAAAUCAAAAUCAAAACCAUUCGACAGAUGAAGUCCAGAAUCUGGGAAAUGAAAGGAGAUAAAUAUACAAAGACCCUGGCCAAGGUUUGCGUCGAAGGAAUAAUUCGUAUACGAGAUAUCCGAGGAAAUGUUUUACCCAAAUUUAGAGGAGCUUUGUACGGAGACGCCAUGCUGAAGCUCAUCCGGAUGAGCUCCAACAUGGCGAACGGAAACCAACAGAAACAUCUGUUACCGAGUUUUGCUACAAAAGUGUGAAUUUACUCCUAGAGGAACUCAUAAACAUUAAAGUAAUAAUUUUUCUAAUACUUGAACUGUUUAGAUAGCAAAAUUCCCCGAAAAUAAUCACUUUUUUAACCUAAAUGACAGCUCUCUCGGCUGUCAUGUAAAUGCUGAGUCACGCAAAAGCUCAGAAAUUUAAGCAUACUCUAUUACAAAACCAAGAGCCCUUUUGAAGCGAAAAUUUGUUUGAAAAUUAGUUUUCAGCUGCUCUAAUACACCAUGAAAUUGAAAUCUCAGUAGGAUCGAUAGUUUUGUAGUUUGAAUUUUAGUGACAUCAUGCGAAAACCAACAAUACUGGGAGAGAAAUAUGCGUCUCAAACUCCAUUGGGCUAGCUUAUAGUUGGAAGGAAAUUUACGUUAGUAAUUUGCAGCAAGUUUUUUACUGAAGUUCAUCUUGAGGACGUAGAUCUUUCUAAAACUCAGCCAUGCAAGUUCCUUGUCUAUAUGGACCGAGGAAAUCCAAGCCAAAACUGAAAAGUGAACUACGCAAACAGCAAUAUUAAUAUGCUGUGACACUUUUUGACUGCAAUCAUUUGGCACACGUAAUAGUUCUUUGGCAAAAGCAAAAUUUAUGUGUUACUGUUCAGUUUUUUAUUUGUGUUGUUUUGUUUUUUAAUUUGAGGGCAAUUUCCGAGUACAAGCCCCCGGGGGCUUGUAUUUGGAGAGGCAAUUUAUGGGAGGGUUUUUUGCGUUGCGAUUUUGGUGGGCUUUUAUUUGGAGGACCUUAUACGACAUGGAGAGGCUUAUUUCGGAAUUUUAAGGUAUUUAUUGAUUCAUUGAUGAUGUUUUAUUUUUUUUUGGUUUUGUAAUUUGUUUGCCUAAUUUUUGCAAUUGGGAGUGUUCCGGGGAUCCGACCCGUCAGGGGGUGUUCCGCGGUAUUCCGGGGUGUCCUGAGGGUGUCCCGGGGGUGUUCCUGGUUUCACAGAAACUCAAAAUAGAGCCUGAACUAUUUAAUCAUACCCCUGAAUUACAUCGGUUCCUCUUUAGUUGCGCAUAUUGUUAGACAUGUGAAGAGGCGAGUGAGUGUCUUGAUGUGACUGAUUUGUUUGAAAAACCAAGGUGGCCUCGUUACGCUUCUGUCACCAGGCUCUUAAGUACUAUUUUCGUUCUUUAACACACGCCAAAAAAAUAGUCGCUUGCAAAUGAACCUACAUGUACAGCCUCUAACAACAGACCGCAGGCUAGGGAUACAUGUUGAUGCGGCAGUUACAACUUGAUUGUCUUGAGUUUUGUUAACAACAUUUGACAUUUUCUUUAUUGCCAUAUUGAAACCUUCAACUUAUUUUUUGACUUUACAAUUUGAUGACGUCACUGUGAAAAGUAUCUAUUCUAGCUGGUCGUCUUCCAUACUUUAUAAACUCCAUUUAUGGACAUUGUCUAUCACUUAAGCCCAUUUUAUAUAAUUUUCUGUGUAUUUCCGUAUAGAUGGAGUUGAUAGUGGUUGGUCUUCCUGGGGCCCUUGGGGUCCCUGUUCUGUUAGAUGUGGGGGAGGCAACCAAAACAGGGUUCGCGAUUGCACCAAUUCCCCUCCUUCAAAGGGUGAAAAUGCCUGUCUUGGCUUGAGCAUGGAGUCGCAAGCUUGCAACCCACAGAACUGCUCCCGUAAGUAUUGAACAGUAGCAUUUGUGCAGGUAAUUUUCAUUUAUAUAGCUUUAGAGUGACAACCGUGAUUGUUAUUUCAGUGACACGACAUAUAAACAACAGCACCGGUAAAUGACAAAAAUGAAAUAGAUAAGUAAAUAAAUAAACAAAAAAAUCAUGACCUUAGAAUGAUUCCGUUCCAUUGCAGUUUAUUCUAUUCUAUCAAGAGAUGAUAACCUUUAUGUUCUCUUGAUUCUAUUGUAUUCAUGAAGCUAUUUAAUUAUACCCCUGAAUUACAUCGGUUCGUCUUUAGUUGCACAUAUUGUUAGACAUGUGAUGUUCCAAUGCAAAAAUGCUAAGUUGUUAUAAAGUCACCUCUCUCCUGAUCUCAGGUUAGGCCUCUUGUUGCUGCGAAUUUCGGUUUAUGACAGCUAGAAAAUGCUGCUGCUUUGUUUUGGUUUCUUGUCUGGGCUUUCUUACAAGGAAACUGUAUGACCAAACUGAUAAAAAAGUUUAUAUUGGAAACAAUCCCGCAUUCGCGGUAACGGUUCUGGAAGAUCUGCGAACAAACAAACUUUGGACAAGAAUAAGAUAGAGAACACUGGUAAUUGUGUUUAGAUGUUGGCUUCAAAAAAAACAUUUAUAUGUUCAGUUGCGGACAAAGUCUGUAGAAAUCGUUUGAGCUGAUGAAUGAAAUGCUUGUUUAUCUUCAAUAGUUUUCAUGUUUUCGUGUUUUGUGCUUUGGUUUUUUUAUCUGUCUUCUUUGCACACGAAAAGGUGGUUUAGAAGCCCUUAUUUGUUAAAUAAAGGCUAUUAGUUUGUCAUUUAUCAAUUACGCAGAUGGUCAAGAUGGUCGUGAUUUUGCUGAGAUGAAACAACAGCUGAACGAGAUAAAGAAAGAAAUAAAUGCUACGAAAGUUAAUGUAAUUGCAAAACGCAGUGCUUAAUAAUCUGGUUAACGAAUCCGCGAAGUUAGAUCAAGUAUUAUUCAAAAAGAGGGGGUUCUGAUUCCCUGUUCUGUUACAUGUGGCGGAAGCAUCCAAAACAGGAUCCGCAAUUGCACCAAUCCUCCUCCUUCAAAGGAUGGAGAUGCCUGUCUUGGCCUGAGCUUCUAGGCGGAGAAACGUUCUGCAGUAGUAGGGGAGGGACUGGUUACGCCGGUUUUUUGUGGAUUUAAUUAACUUUUUGAGUGGUAUAAAUUAACGCAGAUGACGUCAUGCAUCUCAUUAAGAUAGGAUGAUGUCAUAGUUCAAAUUAAUGCCAAUGACAUCAUGCAUGUCAUUAAGAUAGGAUGAUGUCAUGUUUAAAUUAAUGCCGAUGACGUCAUGCAUACCAUUAAGAUAGGAUGAUAUCAUAGUUUAUUUUUAGCUGGCAAGAAGCAAGGGUAAGGAGCAAGUGACGUUAGAAUACCCUAGGGGUUGACGUCAUCAAAAAAUGUUGAGUUCAUAAUCUAUAAACAGAAAAGUGAUUUUUUGAUAUAAUCAGCAAUUUGCUAUAGUCUUCUGAUUGGCAAAUUUUAAAUGAGCUAUCUUUGCAGAUUAUACUAAAUGAAAAAUCUUUAUCAUAAAAUUAUUUUCACUAAAAAUCAGUUAUAAACAAAACCAAGACACAGAGGUUAACUAAAAAAUCUUUACUUCAAAAGAAGGAAAAAUGAGGUCAGGCGAAUCCGGAAUUGUACUAAUUUUUUUCGGGCAAGUCAUAAAAAUGAGGUCGAAGCGCAGCGAAGCGAGAAACUGCCUAUCAAGCAAAAAUGUCAACCUUUGUUUACUUGACUCUGUAGAAAGUAUUGCACAGGAUAUAAAAAUUCCAUGGAAAACAACAGGUAGUUCUAAAGUAAACCCUAAUUCUUUUGGUUCUUAAAUAAACUUCAUUGUAGUAACUAAUGAGGGGAACGUCUAGUAAAAAAAAAAAAGGAAUAAGAGGUGCAAUCGCCUAGCAACACAUGUCUUCUUAUUUAGCGCUAAAAAUCGGAUAUAUAAACAAAACACAUACACACACAAAUACACACACGCACCCCCCCACACACACACACACACACCAAACAAACAGUCGCUCGCGAAUGAACCUAGACUUGCUCAGCCCCUCCCCCUACCUACAAUGUGGGCCAUUCUACACCAACGCAUGUUGGAAAGGGUAGCCAUUGCUUGCAUGACGAGAUUCAUAGAGAACUGAAAUCGUAGACCCCUGCUGAUGUUCGCCUAUUCAAAAGGCGAACAUCAGCAGGGGAGCUCUGUAGAAGUAAUCAACUUUUUACGGCUCAUUUGCUUGGAGGUGACAAAUUCUGAUAUCAACGGAAUUCCUGUACGUCAACAAGAUUUCGGUUCAACAAAGAACUCAGCUACAAAUUAGCCGCAUUGGAAGUCUUUCCGCCGAACCGGAAUGCAUUUGCCUCUGUAGUGGCUGCUCUUAAAAUUUAUUGUACUUCGAGAAGAGUGAUUUUACGCACUUCUUACUGAGGAAUUUUCCAUCGUAUAUUUUCUUUACUUGUAUUUAUUAAACACUAAGCGACAGUUACUUAGCUGGUAUAUUACAAAAUCGCGUCAUAAUUAAGCCCUUUUCUGUUUAACCAACGCUUUUAUCAAACCCAUUUAUCGUGAAUAAUUUCAAUACAGCAUAUAAGGCAGACUGGAAAACUAAAGCACUUAUUUUCUUAAACCAACCGACCAAGAAAUUAAGAGGCCUGGAGGUCCAAUGAUUUCUGAAACCGCGGCCUAAGGUAACCCGUAAUGGUUUGAAAGUAAUGUCACUCUAUUUUCUUUUUGCCUCUCUCGCAAGUGAAAGUCAGAGUUCACAGAGACUGUGCGGUUUUCUCGAGUGCGUUUUAGAAGCUGCCUUAACGGAAAGGUUACUACACUACCGGAAUUAAAACAUCGAGGAAAUUAUUAAUUUAAAGCCGCGGAGUAUUUUCCCCAACAAUGAAUAAUAUUACCUAUAACUUUCUGCGAUAACGCUGCAAAAUAUUUCAGAUUAUUUUUCAACCGAAUAGGCUGCGAAUUUAAUGCGAUGAUCAUGUUCACUUUCAUACCUUCAUCCGCAUUUCAAAUAUUUCAAUUCAUGCUUACAAGAUCUCCCUAAUUUUAUGUCUGAACGCAAGGCUUUUUUAAUGGAAACUUCAUUCAAGGGCAGAACUAACACUAAGCGCUAAACGGAAACUGCCUUAUGAAAAAACUUUUAAAAUUGACGCGCUGUUUUAAAGGCCUCACUGGAUCUGGAUGGGGUUAAAUACAAAUGUAAGCCAAACACUAAUUUUGCAAUAUUUAAAUAAUGUCUAAAAAAAAAGCUUUCCUCUGAGAUACGUGGCGAAUAAAAUUCUCACAGAGCCACAGCCUAAAAAGGCUAAGCUACUCUGUUGAAUCAGGAAGGCCAAACUUUUUGUCUUAAUCCUGGACAAAGAUUCAAACAAUAUCUAAAAGCGAGUUUUUAGUUCCCUCUGAGACACCCGGAGAAUAAAAUUCUCACAGAGCCACAGCCUAAAAAGGCUAAGCUGCUCUGUUGCAUCAGGAAGGCCAAACUUUUUUUCUUAAUGCUGGACAGAGAUUCAAACAAUAUCUAAAAGCGAGUUUUUAGUUCCCUCUGAGACACCCGGAGAAUAAAAUUCUCACAGAGCCACAGCCUAAAAAGGCUAAGCUGCUCUGUUGCAUCAGGAAGGCCAAACUUUUUUUCUUACUGCUGGACAGAGAUUCAAACAAUAUCUAAAAGCGAGUUUUUAGUUCCCUCUGAGACACCCGGAGAAUAAAAUUCUCACAGAGCCACAGCCUAAAAAGGCUAAGCUGCUCUGUUGAAUCAGGAAGGCCAAACCGCUUUACUUAAUGCUAGACGGAGAUUCAAACAAUAUCUGAGAAGCGAGUUUUUAGUUGCCUCUGAGACACCAUGCAGGAGGAUAAAAUUCUCACAGAGCCACAGCCUAAAAAGGCUAAGCUGCUCUGUUGCAUCAGGAAGGCCAAACUUUUUUUCUAAAUGCUGGACAGAGAUUCAAACAAUAUCUAAAAGCGAAUUUUUAGUUCCCUCUGAGACACCCGGAGAAUAAAAUUCUCACAGAGCCACAGCCUAAAUAGGCUAAGCUGCUCUGUUGCACCAGGAAGGCCAAACUUUUUUCUUAAUGCUGGACAGAGAUUCAAACAAUAUCUAAAAGCGAGUUUUUAGUUCCCUCUGAGACACCCGGAGAACAAAAAAUUCUCACAGAGCCACAGCCUAAAAAGGCUAAGCUGCUCUGUUGCAUCAGGAAGGCCAAACUGUUUUACUUAAUGUGGGGCAUACACUAUCAUCUUCACAGAUCCAAUCAGUGAAAAAUUAAAUAAAGCUUUAAUCUGUAAAUCAAUUUUUGGUUUAAGAAAUUUUACUCACUUUUACUGACUGUUGAUAGCCACUGGCUUUGGCAAAAUAAAUUUUCCUGUUUUCUUAAAAGGGAUUCGAUAAAAUUGAAAAUAUCCACUACGAUCCACACUUAAAAUCUGAACUCUGACUCGUUUGCGAUCACGCUUAAGAAAUAGUGAUCUCCAUCAACAUUCUCCAUCAACAUUACACUUUCACAUCAUUAGCAGUUAUUGAGAAUUUAUGAAAUGAUCGAGUGAUCAGUGUCGACCUUAAAACGUUUUUGCGCCAAAAUGAUAAUAGGUAUCCAUUUGAAGAUGAUACAAAGGAACCCAAAAUAGACUUACCAAGUUUCGGACGAUGUUUAGAAAAUUGAAAAGGGCUGGAGAGCAUCACCGUUCAGGCUAAAUCCAGUCAGCGACCCCUAAUAAAAAUCAUUUAAGCUUACAUAAUCAACAACGACGUGAAUGCCCGAGUUUCUGACUUGACGGUCAUCUGCCACCGUCAGGAAAUCAUACGAUAUUGCUUCUCGAAUGAAUCCCUCAUUUGAUUUUCCCCAAUUCAUUAAUCCACGACCAAGUACCUUUUCGAGAUCUCCGCACAACGAAACGCUUUCUCUGACUUCUCUGACCGCUUCCCGCUAUAUUUUCUAGUAGCUGGAAGGAAAUUAGUCCUUCUUUGAUCGCUUUAAACCCGCUUUCGUCUGCAUUUCAUCGGCGCAAGUUAAAGGCUCGUGCUAAGGUUGAAACGUUAACAACAUGAUCUUUCCUCUUUGAAAAACCAAAUCUUGAUGGGUUGACUCGAGCGCCAGUACUAUCUGUACUAUCGACCAAAUCAUAAAUAGCUAUAAAUAAUCGGCCCUGCUACUUCCAAACGUCAUCUUUACAUGAAAAGCAUACAAUUUUGACUUGCCGUGAAUUAUAUCUGUCGUAAAACCAUUUAGUCACUGAUACUGCGUACGAUAUUACCUUUGUUUGGCAAGCGAGGGUCCAAAGACUGAAGAUGCUUUUCCCGACGAACGCGCCACUUUCGUUCCGGCUUUGAAAUUCGCGCGAGAUCGCAUUGUGAUACAAAUAGUAUCUGUCUUUCAUCUCAGCUCGUCUUCCAUCAGUGACGCAAAGUACACAAGUCACGACAGAUUAGUGGCUAUUAAUUGAAUCCUAAUUAGGUUUUUACAAGGACACCGGAAACUGAAACUUUCUCCCUGUGGUGAAUUUCAAAGUCGUAUGAAUCUCGUCAUGCAAACUUCAGUUGUAAAAUAUAUACACUAGAAAUACGUGUCUCGCAAACCCUCGCAAAACUCAGUGUGCCACUCAAGUAAAACUUGCUUGACGGGGUUGGAGAUAUUUAUUGAACCUACUCGUGUUUCUGCGUCGCGGCGCGAAGCUCGCACGUUCAACGUGCGAGUUAGGAACCUCGGCUACGCGAGGGCCUUCCAUUCUCUAUCCUCGAGGAGUAAUUCAUGGCUUAACCUUGUUUUGGAUACAAUUGUAGAAUUAAACUACUUACACUCGUUGAUGCAAAAAUGGCCCCUCCUGCCUCUAAACAUAAGCGUGCGCGAAGCGCAAGAAAUUGAAUUUGACUUAAUUCUGACUGUCCUGAAUGGUGGAUUAGUUGUAGUGUUAUUGUUCGUCUGUCGGUUAUUGGCUUUGAGGACUCUAAUUUCGAUCCAUCUUUUGUCACAGUUACAACGGUCGUUUUAUUGUUAGUCAAAUUGUCAGUUGUCCAUUCACUCUAUUGAAGCCAGUCUUGCUUGAGUCCGUUGAUAUAAGUCGUUUUGAAGGUGCCGGUAACUUCUGACUACGAUUCAGCCGCGUUUGCUCCCAGUUGGUAAAUCAGCUUUCUAAAGUGAAUCGUUGAUAGCAGCCUUAGAAAUACGUAAGGCAGGUCGUAGAGUCAGUGUCGAUUUGGUGGUUCGUCCGUAACUGGUGUUCAACAAUAUCAUCAUAGCCAUAAACAUCACGGCUUAACUGACAGAUGAACAACAACAUCACGAUUUAGUUGACCAGCCAGAUCGAUAAACUACGUCUAUAACUAGAAAUACGUGUAUUGCAGAACUUUGAGAGGCUCAGGCUCAUAAAAUGACAGGGAUGGGAGGGCGGGAGAGAAUAGGUGAAAUGUGUAGCUGGGGAGGGCGGGAUUCAACACUGGCUCUAAUAUGACUAAUAUUGGAAGGUGAGAUGUACUUAAUCUCCUUUUGGUUGGAGUAAAUUUGUACCCAGUUCUUUGGCUAAAAGAAUCUUCUGGGAUUUAAAUAUGAUUGCUGUUGUCGAGGAAAGAUAGCCAAUGUUGCAUUAGUCCCGUGUUCACCCCAUUUGACCCUUCUACAUUUGUAAUUAUAGUCAAAAGGAAAUGCUGGGCGUGAUAGUGAAUAACUGCAGGCUAAUCUGCAGUUGCAUUUGCUUAAUAUUUGGGUUAGAUGCCAUCUCUAAUAAUAAGCGUAAUUAUAAUUCACUAUUUGUGAAGUGUGUCAGUAGUAGUGAGUGGAUGAAAUGGUUGGAGAUUAUGCUGCAGUAAAAACAACAAGUAAAUGCUGGUAAUUGAAGGGAAAAAAUAUAUUAUAUUGUUAAGUGAACUAAAGCAAUGAGAGUGUUUCCACUUGUUUUAGUUCAUUAUCACACUUGACAACUAAUUGUUUGCAAGUAACAGUAAAGUGCAAACAUAAUCACUGAAAUAGAAAUUACAUGUAGCAAUGUCUUAAGGGUGCAGUUCAUGAGAAUUAUGAAAGUGAUCAUGAGUGAAUUAUGAAAUGUCCACGUACAAGUCAUGUUGAAGGUGAUCAGUUUCUCAAUUCUCAACAUGCAUGAGCUUGUUUAGACAUGGUUGCCAGAGGCAUAGUUUUUGGAAUUCCCAGACUGAUCAUGACGGUCAAAUGUACACUUUCCUGACAAAAUGAAUUGACAAUUUGUGCAGAUAAUGGCUUCUAAACUUGGGUCAAAACCUCGUGUACUGGACACAAAUGACGUAAAACAAAAGAGUUCUUUGUUGUCUGUUCAGGGAAAAAUCUGCUUGGUAUUGUUUCAUGGUUUUUGUUCUUUUGUUUUACGUCAUCUGUGUCGGGUAAACGAAGUAAAUGACCAAACUCCCAUCACAGCCGGCCAUCCUCUUCACCCAUUUAUUACAGGAAUUUAUCGUGAAUGUAAAAUGCAGAAUGGAUAGAUCUUAUAGGAAACCCUAUGUCUGCUUGUCGUUUAAUUUCUUGAAACAAUGUUCUGCCAAUGGAACAUGUUUAACUUCUGCUAGUAUGUCACCUCCCUCUGGCUUCUAUGAAAGAGUUAAAUUUUUCCUGACUCAUAUUGUCAUACAUGUCACACACUAAUAUUCUGAGAAGAUCCGAAAUACACAUGUUAUUUUGAUUUCUUAAUCUCACAAGCUCAUUUAAGUUUUGCACCCCUUUAUGACUACCACUCACUACUCACCCACCCCUCCCCAUCGAACGCACUCCCCAAAUUGGUAAUUAUUACUAGUAUAAACCCAUUGCUUUUUUUGCUCUUCUCCUUGCCGUCGCCGUCACCGUCGCCGUUGCUCAAGCUCCCUAUUGUUGUGAUCUGGUAAUUUUGCUACCAUGGUAACGUGACGUCACACGUCUCCUCUCUAUUUUAAAUAAUUUUAAGGUCAUCAUCUUUCCUGAACAGCUAAUAGGAACUGUGCUGAGCUAUACAAAGCUGGCAAAAGAAUCAGCGGUGUGUACACAAUCGACCCUGAUGGUGAAGGUGCCUUUAAUGUGUUUUGUGAUCAAAAAACAGCCGGAGGGGGAUGGACAGUGUUCCAGAAGAGACUGGACGGCUCGGUUGAUUUCUAUCGUAACUGGGAUGACUACAAAAAUGGGUUUGGUAACCUGAAUAGUGAGUUCUGGCUUGGAUUGGACAAGAUUUACCGCCUGACGGAAAAGAAACGCAACCGCCUUCGAGUUGAUCUGGAGGACUUUACAUCCAGCAAUGCUUACGCUGAAUAUAGCUGGUUUGCAAUUUCAAACGAAACGACUAAAUACAAGCUCAGUCUAGGGAGGUGCUCAGGUAUCGUGUUUGGAAUGUAUUUAGUUUUGAUGUAUAGUAUUUUCUCUUCGUGUCUUAAUUAUUUGUUCCAAGCUUGUUUGUUAGCGGUUUCUUGACUUCUUGCAAACUUGAAAACUCCAGGAAGUUUCAAAAGGAGCUCAGUUACUUUUCCAAACGUAGCCCCCCUCUUGUACUUCAAUACUAGAUUAUAUUCAGGUAUUCUACUCCAAACAUUCCUGGUAAAAUGUCCUUGUAUGACUUCUAGGAACUGCUGGUGACUCAUUAUUGUGGCAUCGUGGCUAUCCGUUUUCCACUAUAGACCGAGAUCAUGAUGGCGCUGUCAAAACCAACUGCGCUGUGGUUUACAAUGGAGCCUGGUGGUACAAUUCUUGCCAUGAUUCAAACCUGAAUGGUUUGUAUUACAACGGUUCACAUCCACAUAAAGGUCAAGGUAUCAUCUGGUAUACAUGGAAAGGAAUUCAGUACUCUGUCAAGAGAGCUGAGAUGAAAAUCAGACCGGCCGACUUUUAG